Clonostachys byssicola is the source of this 1110-nucleotide messenger RNA. The record is from the annotation of a GenBank genome assembly. Lineage: Eukaryota; Fungi; Ascomycota; Sordariomycetes; Hypocreales; Bionectriaceae.
AUGGGUCAGCCCUUCAACAACACUGGGAUGCGGAUGGAUACCUCAGCCGACCCUGCGGCUGAGUAUAACUUCCAAGAACAAUUCUGGCAAGAGAAUCCCGGUUUAGCAUUUGCCAGCCACAUAUUUCACUAUCACGAUCCGAAUCAGAGCCAGGUUGACCACAGCCAGUCUUGCAUAGUCGACAACCCCAACCUGGCGUUAUCAAGAUGUACACUACCUGUAAUUACAAGCAACGAUGGCCUCGACUUCAGCACCUUCUUGAACACAGACUCGGACUAUCAAUGCGGAUUCCCCAUCCAAGAUCCAGCCAUGUACCACAAACACGUCUUGACUCAGCAUAGAACGCUGCUAUCUCAUAUCCCCGGGUUCGCGCCAUGCAUCAACACUGGCAAUCUCGUUCCAACACUUGAUACUGUCCUUGAAGAGCCUCAGACUUCAUUUAACACGCAUACGUCGGGUCUUUUCUCGUUCAACUUUGCUAAUGAGUCAAUUAAGCCUCGGGCAAUAUCGACAUCCGUUUCCUCUGGAACCAAUGCUUCCGUGAGAACAUCCCCUAUGCCCACACCCGACACAAUAGCAACACCACCACCCCCUGGAGAUGUUAAUUCCAAGUUGUCUAUUUUUCAGAAGAAUACGGAGGCUUCGGAGGGCGAGGUCGAGGGAAUGCAAGUAGACCAAGACGACUCCUACCAAUGCUUUUGGAAAGACCCAGGAUCAGGCAAGGUAUGUCUGAAACAUUUCAAUGAUAGCGAGGAGUUGGAUGCGCAUUGCAGAAGAGACCAUGUCAAGACUAUGCAAAGGGUCGAUGGCGGAUACCCAUGUAUGUGGCAGCACUGCAAACGCGAACACGGAAGUUUUAGUCAGCGCGGCAAGCUGAAUCGACACCUACAAGUCCAUACAGGCUUGAAACCCACUGAAUGUCCCGUGUGCGGUGUGAAGUUGUCUGCAAAGCAAGCUCUGGACCAACACAUGCGGCUUCACACCAACGAGUGCCCUUAUGUUUGCGAUUGGCCAGACUGCAACCGAGUAUUUAAGCAGCGCAGCGCUUUGAGUAUGGGUCUCCUAUCCUUACACUGGCUAUUUGCCAUGCCCUCCGCCCCUGGUAAAUGA